CCAAGAGGAAUUUGCAGGAUAAUGGCCGCUCUCUAUUAUUAUCAUUUCCCAUUGAAAGUAAAAUAGGUCUUAGGCGAGAACAAAAAACAUAAACAAAGGCAUGGAACUGUAGGUGUCACGAGCUAUCGCAAACGUUUUCAAAUUUAAAUCAGGCCCGUUCUCUCGAGUUUUAAAAAUCUUUUGACCAUCUAACCACAAAUGCUAAAUCAAUUACCAUUGUUAAAUUACCUACGACUCGUUUCAUAGAAAGCGGAUAAGUUGAUGAAUUUUAGUGGAGGGGAACUAGUCGCAGAUUGGGUACUCGUGGGGGAACCGCAUUCGCCCGUCCUACUUCAAGUUCACGGUCGUUCUCGGAGUUCGGACCCUCUGCCACCAACCUUCCUCACGGCUUUUGUGAAUAGGCAGUAAGACGACGAUUAUUAAUAUUUCGAUAUUUUCUUUAAGACUUUGGAAAGGCGGGAAAAGGAAGCCGCCACACGGAGAUGACUGUUGUACGUGUAACGCAAUCUUCGGGCAAUUGGGAUGCAAAGCCAGCAAAAAAAAGAGAUUUAUUCAACUCUAUUAACAAUUUCUUAACUCUAACAUGUGAGAUUUUGGUGCUGAUGGUUAACUUGUUCCUCUCACUCGUUGAAUCCCUUAUGAAAUUGGUUCUGCCAUCACAAGAAAAACUGAUAAACAAUGACAUAAUUUUAGUCACUGGGACAGGCCAUGGAAUCGGAAGGGAGCUGGUUCUACGAUUGUCGACACAAGGUUGUAAAAUUGUCUGCUGGGAUGUCAACGAAGAAGGGAACGCUGAAACUUACAAAAUAGCAAAAGAAAAAAAUCUUCAUAAAAAUCUUUAUAUGUACAAGUGUGAUGUAUCAUGCCGUGAAGAUGUUUUGGCGCUUGCUGAAAAGGUGAGAAAUGAUGUCGGUGAUGUAACCAUACUUGUCAACAAUGCUGGCAUCAUGACAUGCAAACCUUUGGAGAAACAAGGACAUGACACUGUUAAAAGAAUAUUUGAUGUUAACACAAUGGCACAUUUCUGGAUGCUAGAGGCUUUCCUGCCUGGAAUGAAGCAGAAAAAUAAAGGUCACAUUGUGGCUGUGUGUUCUAUGUGUGGAAUAAUGGGCAUGUCUUAUGGGGUGCCUUAUUGUGCAUCGAAAUUUGCAGUCAGAGGCUUAAUGGAAUCUCUGUACGAAGAACUCAGGAAUGACCGACUAGCGAACAAAAUAAAACUCACAACAGUUUUCCCAAUCGGGACUGACACAGGGUUGGCAAAGAACUUGAAAAAUAGGUUUCCAAAUUUGGUUCCCGUACUCACACCAGAAGAAGUAGCACUGGCAAUUGUCAUGGCUAUAAAAAAGGAGACGUUUCAAGUUUCCGUCCCAUCAUCAGUGAUGGGAUUUAAUAAUGUAAUGAGGCUGUUUCCAAGGAAGUUUCAAGAUCUUAUAUUAGACUUUAUGGACACAGGUGUAUACCCUGACUGAAAGAUAAUGUGUUAAUAAAAAUUGUACAAGUUAUUCCCCAGUACUCAUUAUAUUGCAAGAUGCUAGUUCCUAAUAUUAGAUCCCCAGAAAUUAAGAUUUCAAAUAAAAAUGACAGUUAUAUGGAACAUUUUAAAUUUGAAGAGCCAAAAAAAAUAAUGAUUGUGUACCUGAGCAUACUAAAUGAAUACGUUUUUAUCAAGUGUUCCGUGAAAAAG
Molecule: messenger RNA, 1684 nt
Organism: Cimex lectularius (bed bug)
Lineage: Eukaryota; Metazoa; Arthropoda; Insecta; Hemiptera; Cimicidae
Product: short-chain dehydrogenase/reductase family 16C member 6-like
Exons: 9
Coding region: 483-1469 (328 amino acids)
Cellular component (GO): lipid droplet
Molecular function (GO): oxidoreductase activity, acting on the CH-OH group of donors, NAD or NADP as acceptor
Source: RefSeq, a predicted model, not a curated record